AUGCAUCUCGGACUCGACAAGAAAGUUGUCCUCGUAACAGGAGGCACCAAGGGCAUCGGGCGCUCCAUCGUGAAGACGUUCCUCAAAGAAGGCGCCACGGUGCACUUCUGCUCGCGCACGAGCGCGGAUGUCAAGGCGGCCAACGAGCGCUACGCGGCUGAAAUCCCCGAUGCGAAGGCGAUUGGGAAUAUCGUCGAUGUGACGAAUGGGAAGCGCCUGAGGGCUUGGGUGGAGGAUUGCGCCAAGGAGAGUUCGAGGAUUGAUGUCGUGGUGGCGAAUGUUAGUAGUUUGUCGCAUGAAAACACGACCGAGAGCUGGCAGACGGCGUUCCAGACGGAUAUGAUGGGCACGUACGAGAUGAUCGAGGCGGCGUUGCCGUAUCUCGAGAAGACGAAGGGGAAUAUCGUAACAAUCUCCUCCGUCUCCGGCCGCGACGUAGACUUCAUGGCGCCCUCGCCCUACGGCGCCCUCAAAGCCUCCCUAAUCCACUACACCUCGCAACUAGCACACGUCCUCGCGCCCAAAAACAUUCGGGCCAACACCGUCUCCCCAGGCAACAUCUACAUCGAAGAUGGCGUCUGGGGCGAUGUCGAGCGCGGGAUGCCGGAGUUGUUCAAAAGCCAGAUGAGCAAGAAUCCUAUGGGCAGGAUGGGCAAGCCCGAGGAGGUGGCGGAUGUGGUGGUUUUUGUGGCGAGUGAGAGGGCCGGGUUUGUGACGGGGAGUAAUGUUGUUGUGGAUGGGGCGGUUUGUAAUGGGGUGCAGUUUUGA
Zasmidium cellare ATCC 36951 is the source of this 768-nucleotide messenger RNA. RefSeq lists its product as uncharacterized. The coding region runs from base 1 to 768 and encodes 255 amino acids. Gene Ontology annotation, molecular function: oxidoreductase activity, acting on the CH-OH group of donors, NAD or NADP as acceptor. The transcript has 4 exons. The record is from RefSeq and is a predicted model, not a curated record. NCBI's taxonomy places the organism in Eukaryota, Fungi, Ascomycota, Dothideomycetes, Mycosphaerellales, Mycosphaerellaceae. Gene Ontology annotation, biological process: fatty acid elongation.